AUGUUUGGCUCAUCGCCACGGCUCCACCCGAUGUUCUUUCUGUCCCAUGAAUCAUGUAGUGCCUUGCGUUUAGUCUUGGCUCCACUGCUUGCCUAAUGAACAGUGCCGCGGAGAUGGUCGGAAGCUGCCAUGGCCGCCCAAAUUUGCGUGAGGCUGUCGCUGGGCCACAUCCCGUCUCUUUCGCUCUCGCGCAGGAAGCUGAAGUACACAGCACUAAAGGCACGAGCAUUGAAGAUUAGGGCUGUUGCUUCUUUUGGGUCUCAAAAUCAAACAGGUGGUGGGCUGUUGCUGCCGCAGGGGAACAGUUCUGAGAACAUUCAAGAGAAGAGCACAACCAAGAAGAGGGUGUUCUUUUUGGACGUUAAUCCUCUUUGUUACGAAGGAAGCACUCCAAGCUUGCGCUCCUUUGCUCACUGGAUCUCCCUCUUCUUCUCUGAUGUUAGCCAUAGCGACCCCGUCAUUGCUGUUGUUGACGGGGAAAGAGGUAAUGAGUAUCGUAGACAAUUGCUACCUUCAUAUAAAGCCCAUAGGAGGAAAUUCUCAGGACAAUUAUCCACUUCACGAAGGUUCUCAAGGGGUCCUGCUAGAAGGUCACAUCGGCUCAUCUCAGAUGUUCUUAAGAAAUGCAAUGUGCCAGUGGGUGAACCUUCUCAUUAUUAUCCAAGUGACACUCUUUGUGUUUUACAAAUAUAUUUUAGUUGUCUUAUUGGCAUUUGAAGAUAAUGUAAUGCAGGUCCUAAAAGUUGAAGAUCAUGAAGCUGAUGACGUUGUGGCUACACUUGUAGGACAAGUUUUACGAAGAGGAUAUCGGGUGGUUAUUGCGUCUCCUGAUAAAGAUUUCAUGCAAUUGAUAUCUAAAGAUGUUCAAAUUGUUAUGCCUAUUGCAGAGCUUGAUCGGUGGUCCUUUUAUACUGUAAAACACUAUAGGGCUCAAUAUAGUUGUCAUCCACACUUUGAUUUGAGUCUCACUUAUGUUGAAGGAAGCAUCAUUGGAGAUGAAGUUGAUGGGGUUCCUGGGAUUCAACAAGUGGUUCCUGGUUUUGGUCGGAAAACUGCUGUAAAGCUCUUAAAGAGGCAUGGUUCGCUGGAAAAUUUACUAGGUGCUGCAGCAGUAAGAACAGUUGGCAGACCAUAUGCACAAGAUGCUUUAACAAUGCAUGCUGAUUUCCUUAGGAGAAACUACGAAGUUCUAGCCUUGAGGAGGGACAUUGAUGUUCAUCUUCAAGAGGAAUGGUUGUCGGAGAGAGAUGCACACAAUGACUCGGUUAUUUUAUUGAACUUCGUCAAAUGGUUGGAAGAAUCAAAUAAGCUCAAUAAGAAAAGUGGAUCCCAUACAUCGAAUCUUUGUGUUUAAAUUUUUCAACAGGAUGGGAACUACUCUUUUUAAUAGUGAGACUUAAACAUCCCUUGGAUGGCUUUUUAUUUUGUGUGGGAGUAUUUGCCUAUGAGGAUGGGGAUUGUAGCGAGGCAUCCUUUUGGUUUAUGACUUCAAAUCAUUGUGCACUUCUUCUGGAUCAUGCGGGGCUUGGAUACUCCAUUCUUGUUAACGUAUAAUCUCUACAAACUUUAAAUAAACAAUGCCCAGUGGGAUCUUUUUGAGUUGGACAAA
Molecule: messenger RNA, 1609 nt
Organism: Malania oleifera
Lineage: Eukaryota; Viridiplantae; Streptophyta; Magnoliopsida; Santalales; Ximeniaceae
Exons: 5
Coding region: 437-1354 (305 amino acids)
Biological process (GO): DNA replication, Okazaki fragment processing
Molecular function (GO): 5'-flap endonuclease activity; DNA binding
Source: RefSeq, a predicted model, not a curated record